AUGGGCCGCGAUGCCAUGAUAUUUGGUUUACUGUUAGCAGUUAUUUGUCACGCAGACGGCUCGGAAGUGUUUUCAUCGUCACCUCAAGACGAUCCAUAUUAUGUCCGUGAUGGCGCCUCAGGACCAGUUUUGCCGUGCGCUCUAAAUGCUCCGUAUUCGGACCGCAGCCAGUAUGAAGUGAAUUGGGCGCGCUAUAACAACGGCCAACUCAGAAUAAUUGCCCGUAACGACAAAAUGCUGGAAAAGAAGGACGCUCGGUUUGCAUUGCUCAACGAUCCCCUCACCGGAAACUAUAGUUUGAAAAUUGUCAAUGUUCAACGAGAAAGUGUUGAGGGAUCGUACCAUUGUAAUGUGAUCGCCAACGAUGAUUCCGGAACUCAAUAUUCGUCGAAAAAGGCGACGGUUGUAGUUUUAGUGCCACCCGGCGAUCCAGUUAUUAGUGAAGCUCCAGAUGAGCCGGUUGCUGAGGGUGAUACGGUCACUGUCAAGUGCAUGUCAAUUGGAGGAAGUCCUGAACCAACAUUCACGUGGACACUUCCGAAUGGCACACAAGCCGACCAACGUUUAUACAGCACCGUAUUCCGCGAUGGGGCAACAGAGAGUGCAUUACAUUUCCGGGUAACCGCUGAAGAUAAUGGAGCAUCUGUAAAAUGCUCGGUGAACAACAAAGCCAUGGAUGACAAUGAAUUGAAAACAUCUUCGAGCUCACGUUUGAACGUAUUGUUCAAGCCCCGUGUCCACGUGUCACCACUGGAGAACAUGACACAUUUGUCUGUCGAAGCUGGAGAACUUGUCAAUCUGACAUGUAACGCUGAUGCGAAUCCACCAGUUCAUAGCUAUGAAUGGAAACACCUGGCUUCCGGUGAAAGAUACCAGGCGCAAGUCUGGCCGAUGCACGCUGACAAGGCCAUGAGUGGCGAUUAUGAAUGUCGCGCAACGAAUCAACUCGGAGAUGGAAGUGACAUCUUGAAACUAAAUGUGCAGUACGCGCCGCAAAUUUCCGUUCCAAUUUCCGUGAGCCCCAAUGAGAAGGAAAAGGUGGAAAUUGACUGUCUCGUCGAUGCAAAUCCGGCCAUUACGGAAAUUAAAUGGAUUGGUCCGAACGGGUUCAAGAUGGACGGCUCCGUGCUUAUCCUCAAAUCCAUAAGCAGAGAGCAGACGGGAAAUUAUACGUGCAUCGCUACCAAUUUCUUGAACAUUUAUGGGCAAUCGGGAUCUCAGCAACGUGUUGGAACGGGAAUCACGUUUGUUGACGUGAAACGCAAACCAGGACCGGCAAAAAUUACAAUAAUCAAAGAGGAUAUCAAUGUUGGAGAUGUCAUUGAGUUACGUUGCGAAGCGCCGGAUGCUGGAAACCCAAAAGCCUCUUAUAAAUGGGCUUCUCCUUCUUCGGGAGGUGAAUAUGGAUCUAAUGAACAUGAUCGGGAAACUCUUAUUGUUCGAAAUGCUCAGCUUUCCGACAAUGGCGAAUACCGUUGCCUUCCAUAUAAUGAGCUUGGAGCUGGCAAAGAAGCAGUUUUCCGCGUUACGGUUAUUGAACCCGCAAAAAUAUCUAGCCCUCUAACUACCGAACGAAUUUUCUCUGCCGGUGAAGUCAAGAAAAAUUUAGAAUGUGAGGCUCAGGGAUAUCCUACUCCAGAAAUCAGUUGGUACAAGGAUGGAAAGCUAUUGACUGACAAACGCUACAUUGUCACUAGCAACGUGGCCAAAUCAAGAUGCGCAGAUGAUGAUUAUUGCACACAAUCGACGUACAGCUCGCUCACAAUGACCGGUCCUUUGAGGUGGUCCGACAAGGGCAAUUUCACGUGCAUUACUAAUAAUGGCGGAUCCGCGUCAUUGGAAGAAAAGGCAUCGUGGACAAUUGUGCGCAUCAUGCAUUCUCCUGUUAUGCUUAACCAACGAUUUGGCGGCAAAGCUCUGGCAGCUGCCGACAUUGGAACGCAGGCAAGACUUAGCUGUUUGGUGUCCGCCCGACCAGAACCAGAAUUCCACUGGGUUUACAAGGGAGCUGACAUCAAAGAAAAUGAGAAAUAUUCGGUGCAUAUGGUGCCAGUUCGCGGACGACCUGAUGAAUAUGAACAAGUUCUUCAAAUUGAGAAUGUUCAAGAGAAGGACUACGGAGAGUAUCUUUGCCGCGCAUCCAAUGGAAAUGGUGGUGAUAAUGUGGUUAUCGAAAUGAAGAAAACGGGAAUACCGGAUAUUCCGGAUGACUUGCAAAAAGUGUCGUCGACACCACACUCAAUUAACCUUGGAUGGAGGCCGAAAUUUGGCGGUGGUUACCUACAAACGUUUACGGUGGAAUACAGAAAACUUAAUCCAUUCACCGGAUCAAUUGAAGAAGCAAUCGCUGAAACCCUUGAGAUUCGCAAUGCCACCAAAUUCAACGAAUAUAAGGAUGAUGGAUCAAUUGACUUUGGAAUGCGAUAUAAUUUGAGCGGCCUUACACCGCUAUCCACUUAUUAUGUACGACUACGGGCAGUUAAUGAAAAGGGAGCUUCUGAAUUCACCCCAAUGAUUGUUGCUUCCACUAAUGAUGUUCACGAAGAUAAAAACAUGAUGUCCCCUUCACGUUUAAUUUAUAAACAGAACAAACAGACCAUUGAAAUUGAGCCGAGACCACCCAUGGAUGCUUGCACACUUUUGUAUGUAUUGGUCGAAGAUUCUUGGAGAGCCAGUGAUUGUUUCGUUUCGAGUAAACCGAUCCCGAACGUUUUGCAAGGAAACAAGUACAAAGCAAGAUUCUGCAUGGCUCAAGCUCCGUUCAAAUGCUCACCAAUGUCUCCCGUCACCGAGACCGGCUCGUCAUCGUCCUGGAAAGCAGGAACUCUUGUUCCAAUAAUGUUCGUAAUCUUCAUUAUUCUCUCGAUCUGCGUAUUUUUCAUCGUGUGUUGUCGCACUAGAGUGCCAACAAAUAAAUCGCUGAAGAUGACACCCGUGACGCUUUCCGCUUUGCCAACUGCUGAAACUAAAAAUGCGAUCGUUCAUGGAUCGCAAGCCGAUAGUGGUGUUUUUACGCUUGAUUCGACUCGCUUGAAAAGCAACAUUGCUCCAACUCAGCAUACUUAUUCAAGCUCGAACAGCGACGAAACGGCCGUGGAGAAUUGGAAUAAUGAUGAUUCGCAUUAUGAUGUGAGCAGUGAUCCCUAUUUGACGGAAGCUAAUACUAACAUUUUCCAAGCUGGUGUUCUUGAAGACCAAAAAAUGGACCGUGGGGAUUCUCCGAGUGUGACUGGAACUGAAGACAGCGACGGUCGUAGAAUCAUGAGAGAGAUUAUUGUCUAA
Molecule: messenger RNA, 3282 nt
Organism: Caenorhabditis bovis
Lineage: Eukaryota; Metazoa; Nematoda; Chromadorea; Rhabditida; Rhabditidae
Source: the annotation of a GenBank genome assembly